Molecule: messenger RNA, 2569 nt
Organism: Castor canadensis (American beaver)
Lineage: Eukaryota; Metazoa; Chordata; Mammalia; Rodentia; Castoridae
Source: RefSeq, a predicted model, not a curated record
AAGAUGCUACCUUCCAUUGUACGCAAAUCUGCGCGUAAAGUUUCCAGCUCAGGGAUCUGACUCCUGCACGCCUCGCGUGUGCUGAGGAACUGUGGAAAAAUAUUUUUUUUUUUCACUUUAAGAAAUAUAUAUAUCUCCCUCGAACUAAAAGGAGACUGGCAUGUGCAGAUCACAAGCAGUGCUCGCUUGAGUCCGUGCCCCGUGGAGUCGCUGUGCGCGUGGGGAGGACCUCUGUCUUGGCUGUGCGUCGGCGGCCCGGCAUUCUUCCUUCGGGCGUCGGGUUUAGAAACCUGUGCCGGAAGUUCCCAGGGCCUUUGUAGAAACGCCUGGUGGUGGGCUGUGUGACCUUGCGGGGGUGGGGGCAUUGGAGGGGCUCCCUCUUGGGGCUGCAAGGCAGUUCGCUGGACUUGGGGAACGUUUUAGCCGAGAGGGAGAGGCGGGAGAAGUGUGCUCGUGCGUUUCAUGACACGUCCCCUCCAGAGGCGCCCGCGCCCCCCUCCCGUCUGCGUCUCGGGACUGUGCGCAGGGGGGCCAACCCGGCCCCUGGACAGCGUCAGUCGGCCUGCGGAAAAAUCCCUCGGGGUUCUGGCUGUGUCCCACCUGCUGGGGACGGUGUUGGGACGCAGAUAGAGCCGAUAAACACAGUGAAAGCCCAAAGCAGCGUUGUCUUGUCUGCCAUUCUGUUGGAGGUGAGAUCCGGUUUCCAGGUCUGCCUUGUUCUGAAUCUGGAAGCGUUUGUCACCUGCCUGGUUCGCUGUGGCUUUUUUUCCAAAAAGCGGAGAUUGGAUAAAGGAGUUCAGAUGUGUGCUAAGCCUGCUGGAGUGAACACACUUCCAAGACCUGAUGGAGGCCAGAGCUCAGAGUGCCAACGGGUCGCAGCCCUUGCUGCAGGCGCCCCGUGACAGUGGCAGGCAGCGUGGGGAGCCCGACCCCAGAGAUGCCCUCACCCAGCAGGUCCAUGUGUUGUCUCUGGAUCAGAUCAGAGCCAUCCGAAACACCAAUGAAUACACCGAGGGGCCUACUGUGGUCCCAAGACCUGGGCUCAAGCCUGCUCCUCGCCCCUCCACUCAGCACAAACAUGAGAGACUUCACGGUCUGCCUGAGCACCGCCAGCCUCCCAGGCUCCAGCACUCGCAGGUCCAUUCUUCCACGAGAGCCCCUCUGUCCAGGUCCAUCAGCACGGUCAGCUCAGGGUCUCGGAGCAGUACAAGGACAAGUACCAGCAGCAGCUCCUCUGAACAGAGACUGUUAGGAUCAUCCUUCUCCUCCGGGCCUGUUGCUGAUGGGAUAAUCCGGGUGCAGCCCAAAUCUGAGCUCAAGCCAGGUGAGCUGAAGCCACUGAGCAAGGACGAUUUGGGCCUGCAUGCCUACAGGUGUGAGGACUGUGGCAAGUGCAAGUGUAAGGAGUGCACCUACCCAAGGCCCCUGCCAUCAGACUGGAUCUGCGACAAGCAGUGCCUUUGCUCGGCCCAGAACGUGAUUGACUAUGGGACUUGUGUUUGCUGUGUGAAAGGUCUCUUCUAUCACUGUUCUAAUGAUGAUGAGGACAACUGUGCUGACAACCCGUGUUCUUGCAGCCAGUCUCAUUGUUGUACACGAUGGUCAGCCAUGGGUGUCAUGUCCCUCUUUUUGCCUUGUUUAUGGUGUUACCUUCCAGCCAAGGGUUGCCUUAAACUGUGCCAGGGGUGUUAUGACCGAGUUAAUAGGCCUGGAUGCCGAUGUAAAAACUCAAACACAGUUUGCUGCAAAGUUCCCACUGUCCCCCCCAGGAACUUUGAAAAACCAACAUAGCAUUAUUAAUCAGGAAUAUUACAAUAAUACGGAUUGUUCUUUUUUUUUUUUUUUAACACAUAUGCAACCAACUUAACAGUUGUAAUCUUGGCACUGUUAACAGAGGUUUGGGAUGUUUGCUGUUUGCAGUGAGAUGCUUUCUGUCCAUGUGCCAUUUUAACUGAUGCUUGUUAGAACUCAGCUAAUGGAGCUCAAAGUAAAGGAUACAGAACUCGGUGGCCCACAUGCUGCAUAAGCUAAAGCAGCAGACACUCCUAGGCAAAGUUUCUUGUUUGUGAAUACCCCUUGCAAAAUUUGUAAAUUAGCAAACAACUCUUUUUCCAUUGUUUUCUCCAGAGAUAAUGUGCUAUAUUUUUGUAUAUACAAUAAUAUUUGCAACUGUGAAAAAACAAGUUGUGUCAUACUACAUGGCACAGUCACAAAAUAUUAUACUAAUAUGUUGUACAUUCGGAAGAAUGUGAAUCAAUCCGUAUGUUUUUAGAUUGUAUUUUGCCUUACAGAAAGCCUUUAUUGUAAGACUCUGAUUUCCCUUUGGACUUCAUGUAUAUUGUACAGUUACAGUAAAAUUCAACCUUUAUUUUCUAAUUUUUCAACAUAUUGUUUAGUGUAAAGAAUAUUUAUUUGAAGUUUUAUUAUUUUAUAAAAAAGAAUAUUUAUUUUAAGAGGCAUCUUAUAAAUUUUGCCCCCUUUAUGAGGAUGUGAUAGUUGCUGCAAAUGAGGGGUUACAGAUGCAUAUGUUCAAUAUAAAAUAGAAAAUAUAUUAACGUUUGAAAUUAAA